Molecule: messenger RNA, 5736 nt
Organism: Xenopus laevis (African clawed frog)
Lineage: Eukaryota; Metazoa; Chordata; Amphibia; Anura; Pipidae
Gene: usp47.L
Product: ubiquitin specific peptidase 47 L homeolog
Biological process (GO): regulation of signal transduction; protein deubiquitination
Cellular component (GO): nucleus; cytosol; cytoplasm
Molecular function (GO): cysteine-type deubiquitinase activity
Source: RefSeq, marked provisional
GGCGGCAUUCCCAGCAUGCCCUGCCGACUCUGAACUUGCCCUGAUCUCACUGCCCACGGACAUGAGGCCUGGAGAAGAGAGUCAGCUGGUGCCCAAAGAGAUUGAAAAUGCAGCCGACGAGCCAAGAGUACUGUGCAUCGUGCAAGACACCACCAACUGCAAGAGCGUAAACGAACGAAUCACGUUAAACCUCCCGGCGUCCACCUCGGUGAAACAACUGUACGAAGACGUGUCCAAUAAGGCGGGAUAUGUUUCCAGCACGUUCAGUCUGAUGUGGGGGAAUGGAGCCAGUAACACUGACAUGGCGGCGCUGGAUCCAACCCCAGACAGGACUUUGCAAGAGGCCGGAUUUGAAGCAGGAAAGAAAAACUUCCUUCAUUUGACAGAUAAAGACGGGGAACAGCCACAGCUCACGUCGGAUGAAUCAGGGACAGCAGACAGCAGUGGGCUCGACGACAGCUCUCAGGAGAAAUUCAUCGGACCAUUACCCAGAGAAGAGUCUGUGGCCGGCACAAGCAACUAUGUCAGCCAGAACUACUCGUACUCCUCCCUUCUCAGCAAGUCUGAUACAGGUUACGUGGGCCUGGUGAACCAAGCGAUGACUUGUUACUUGAACAGCCUCCUGCAAACCCUCUUCAUGACCCCAGAGUUCCGGAAUGCGCUGUACAAGUGGGAGUUUGAGGAGUCAGAAGAAGAUCCAGUCUCCAGCAUCCCGUACCAGCUGCAAAGACUCUUUGUUUUACUGCAGACGAGCAAAAAGCGAGCGAUAGAAACCACAGACGUGACUCGCAGCUUUGGCUGGGACAGCAGUGAAGCUUGGCAGCAGCAUGACGUUCAGGAACUGUGCCGGGUCAUGUUCGAUGCUUUGGAGCAAAAAUGGAAGCAGACAGAACAGGCUGACCUCAUCAAUCAGCUGUAUCAAGGAAAGCUAAAGGACUACGUGAAAUGCUUGGAGUGCGGCUACGAAAGCUGGAGGAUCGAUACGUUCCUUGAUAUUCCUCUAGUCAUCCGGCCGUACGGCUCUAACACAGCGUUUGGUAGUAUGGAAGAAGCACUUCAUGCGUUUAUCCAGCCGGAGACCCUAGAUGGACCCAAUCAGUACUUCUGUGAGCGGUGCAAGAGGAAAUGCGAUGCACGGAAGGGCCUGAAGUUCCUGCAUUUUCCAUACCUCCUUACUCUGCAGCUCAAGAGGUUUGAUUUUGAUUACACCAGCAUGCACAGGAUCAAACUGAAUGAUCGGAUGACGUUUCCCGACGAGCUAGACAUGAGCCCGUUCAUAGACAUGGAAGACGAGAAGUCUCCUCAAACAGAUAGCUGCACAGAUAGUGGUGCUGAAAAUGAGGGCAGUUGCCAUAGUGACCAAAUGAGCAACGAUUUUUCCACUGAUGACGCAGUUGAUGAGGGAAUCUGUCUGGAAACAAACAGCAAUAUUGAAAAGCUGAAUAAAUCUGUAGCAGAAAAGAAUUCCUUGUAUGAACUUUUUUCCGUGAUGGUCCAUUCAGGGAGUGCAGCGGGGGGACAUUACUACGCCUGUAUAAAAUCCUUUGCUGAUGGCCAGUGGUACAGCUUCAAUGAUCAGCACGUAAGCAGGAUAACACAAGAGGACAUUAAAAAAACUUAUGGUGGGGCUAUGGGAAACCGCGGCUACUACUCCAGUGCCUUUGCUAGCUCUACAAAUGCAUACAUGCUGAUGUACAGACUGAAGAACCCAGCUAGAAAUGCACAAUUCCUUGAAGCGAGUGAAUUUCCUGAGCACAUAAAACUUCUCGUGCAAAAGGAGCAGGAACAGGAAGAGCAGGAGAAGCGCCAGCGAGAGAUUGAACGCAACACAUGCAAACUCAAGCUUUUCUGCAUGCACCCGGUCAAGCAGAUCAUGAUGGAAAGUAAACUUGAAGUUCACAAAGAUAAAACCAUGAAAGAAGCCGUUGAGAUUGCGAACAAGCUCAUGGACUUGGAAGGCGUGAUCCCUCUCGACUGCUGCCGGCUAGUGAAGUAUGAUGAAUUUCACGAUUACCUGGAGCGCUCCUACGAAGACGAGGAGGACCGGACGAUGGGAUAUCUGCUUGGAGGCGUCAAAUCGUCUUAUAUGUUCGACCUAUUGUUAGAAACCAAGAGACCAGACCAAGUAUUUCAGUCCUAUAAACCUGGUGAGGUCAUGGUCAAAGUGUACGUGGUGGAUCUAAAGACCGAAACCGUAGCUUCUCCCGUUAGCGUCCGCGCCUAUCUUAGUCAGACCAUCAUCGAGUUCAAGCAGCUUAUCUCUAAGAGUGUCGAUUUGCCGCCGGACAGCAUGCGCGUUAUCCUGGAGCGAUGUUACAACGACUUGCGCCUUUUAAACGUGGCGAAUAAAACCUUGAAAGCAGAAGGAUUCUUCAGAAGCAAUAAGGUGUUUGUGGAAAGCUCCGACUCUCUCGACCACCAGCUGGUUUUUACCGACUCUCAUCUGUGGAAACUCUUGGACCGCCACGCCAACACCAUCAAGCUUUAUGUGUCUUUACCUGAGCACCCCCGUCCGACGGCGAGGUCCGUCGGUCCGAAAGGGGGCGGGGAUAUGAAUCCUCAAGAGGACUACUGCAGCAGGGCGAAAUCGGUGGAUGCCAUUCUGGAAGAGAGCACAGAGAAGCUAAAGAGCCUGUCUCUUCAGCAGCACCAAGAUGGCGGCAACGGGGACAGCAGCAAGAGCACCGAGGGGAGCGAUUUCGAGAACAUUGAUUCGCCACUGAAUGAGGUGGAUUCUUCAGGGUCAGCCGACAACCAAGAACUGGAAAACCGAAUCUUGCCGGCUGACCCCGAGAACAACUUUCAGCCGGAAGAGCGGUCGGACUCUGACGUGAACAAUGACCGGAGCACCAGCUCAGUGGAUAGCGAUAUCCUCAGCUCAAGCCAUAGCAGCGAUACUUUGUGCAACGCAGACGGCACCCCCAUCCCCCUCGCAAAUGGACUCGACUCCCACAGCAUCACCAGCAGCAGGCGCUCCAAAGCCAACGACGGCAAGAAAGAGACGUGGGACACUGCCGAGGAGGAUUCUGGGACGGAUAGCGAGUACGACGAGAGCGGAAAAAGCAGGGGAGAGGCGCAAUAUAUGUAUUUUAAAGCGGAGCCACAUGCAGGGGAGGGUUGCUUAGCGGAAGGAAGUAAAUGCCUCCUGGUAAACGUGGAUAAGAGGAUCACCUUAGCUGCCUUCAAACAGCAACUGGAGUCUUUUGUGGGGGUGCCCUCCUCCCAGUUUAAAGUUUUUCGGGUCUAUGCCAGCAAUCAGGAAUUUGAGAGCGUCCGGCUCAAUGAGACGCUUUCUUCUUUUUCAGAUGACAACAAGAUCACCAUCAGACUCGGGAGAGCUCUGAAAAAAGGGGAAUACCGGGUCAAAAUCUUUCAGCUUUUAGUAAACGAGCCCGAGCCUUGCAAGUUUGUGUUGGACGCAGUGUUUUCUAAAGGAAUGACCGUGCGACAGUCCAAAGAGGAGCUGUUGCCGCUACUCAGGGAGCAGUGUGGGCUGGAUCUUUCUAUAGACAGGUUCCGGCUGCGAAAGAAAACGUGGAAGAACCCAGGGACAGUAUUUCUGGAUUCCCAUGUUUACGAGAAUGAAAGUAUUUCGAGCUGCUGGGAGGUUUUGUUAGAAGCGCUGGACGAAACUGAGAAAAUGAAGUCCAUGUCGCAGCUCUCCUUGUUUACAAAGAGGUGGAGGCCGUCGGAGUUAAAGCUGGACCCCUUUAAGGAGGUUGUGCUGGAAAGUAACAGCGUGGAGGAGUUAAGAGACAAGAUUUGUGAGAUAAGUGCUAUACCCUUGGAGAACUUAGAAUUUGCUAAGGGUCGAGGCACGUUCCCCUGUGACAUUUCCGUUUUGGAGAUCCAUCAGGAUUUGGACUGGAAUCCUAAAGUGUCGACGCUGAAUGCUUGGCCGCUGUACAUUUCAGACGAUGGAGCCGUCAUAUUUUACCGGGAUAAAACCGAAGAAGUGAUGGAACUGACGGACGAGCAGAGAAACGAACUGGUGAAGAAGGAAAGCAGCCGCCUGCAAAAGACCGGACACCGCGUCACCUACUCCCCCCGAAAGGAAAAAGCACUAAAAAUAUACCUAGACGGGCCGACCAAUAAAGACUCGGCGCAAGACUGACGGCGGCCCCCCAGCCCGCACCUGAACUUGAUGGGGGUUAUUUUUAUUACUCUUCUAUUUUCAAAACUGGUCAGUUACCCCCACAUUUGUCGGACGCUCCAUACGCGUGACGCCACCACACCAGCACUGAUUGGUGGACUGUCAGCCAACCAGCAGCCUUCUGGCUACGCCGAGGUCUUGGGGAAACGUUAUUUUUCUCUGCACUAUGGUCGAUAAAGCUGUAAAGUGAAAAGGGAUGUGCAAAUGCAAAUAAAAAAAAAUAUAUAAAUAUAUAUAUAUAUAUAAACGUAAGAAAUGCGAGAGGGGGUGAGUUGGAAAGUCUCUGCGCGCACCUGGGGCCCCUCGGUAUUCCGGGGGCCCCCAUGUAAAGGUCAGACCGUUUUUAAUGUUUUUGAUACACACAAUACCUCAUUGGACUUGUAGAGAUUCUAAUAUAAAUAAACGGCGGACGGACGUAGGCAUUAAUAUAAGCAGCUGCUGAACCAAUUAGAUCUUCCCUCUCUAUACAGGUUCUGGUACCCCGUGUCCACGCUGCUGAGUGGAACCCCCCGAAUCCGAUCAGAGUCUAGAGACACCCCUGCUACUGUCCAAUAGAAACGCAGCUCGGCCCCUAAUUCUAUCACCUAUCCAACACUGUGCCCGUGGGAAUACGUAGCUGCCUAUUUAAUACGCAACUGCCGCCUCGUUCUGCCAUAUGGAAGAGCCCGUGUUUUUUUCGCCUGGUACAACAGAGAUCUAUAUAUUCGCUCGGUUACUGAUUUUAUUUUUUUUUUGUAUAUAUUGUUAUAAUUAUUUUACGUUUGUUUCCCCCUCACUCCAUUCACGCUUUACACUGCUUCCUGGUAGGCGAGACGUCUUAAAUCAAAAGCAGUUUUUUGUUUUAAAGGAUAAGUAAACCUUUAAAAUACAUGAUGAGGGGGCUAUUCUAAGCACUAUUGUCAUUUACAUUAUUUUGUUUUCAUUCCAAGAUAUUAAGGGAUACAUGUGCUGUUAAUAUGAAUGAAUUUUGUUACAACAGCGCCACCUGCUGGUCAGUUUCCCACCAGUCUGACCACCAAGUAGUCAAGGAAGUUGUCAGGAGAAAGAAAGAGGCUGAUGUUCUUCUGCUUAGGAAAGAUAUGAGAAAGGUUUUUAAUUUUAUUCCUAAGCAGAAGAACAUCAGCCUCUUUCUUUCUCCUGACAACUUCCUUGACUACUUGCUGGUCAGACUGGUGGGAAACUGACCAGCAGGUGGCGCUGUUGUAACAAAAUUCAUUCCUAUUAACAGCACAUGUAUCCCUUAAUAUCUUGGAAUUAAAAAAAUAAAUAAUGAAUGUACGUUGGAAAAUUUCUAAGAAUCGCCCCUCAUCAAUUUUACAUUCAAUUAUUUUAAAGGUUUACUUAUCCUUUAAAUGCCGUAGCAAUAGCGGGUUGCCCACCUGCAUAUAUAUAUAUCAUAGACAUCCCGUGACAUCGCACACACCCUCCUUUUAUUUAUUUUUUUAAGGGCGUCUCGACAUUUCAAGCAUUAACAGAUGAAAUUUCUGUCUAAUUUAUAAGAAAUCAGUCCAUGGGUUUGAUACAAAUUUUUUUUUCCAUGCCGGAUGCUGUUUACAACACUGAACAUGCCAAUAAAAAAUAGA